CGCGCUGCCGCGCUGGGAGAGGCGCUGCGGUUGCUGGACGAGAGCGGGGCGGAGCGUGCCAGGGUCUUGGUCGCGGGCGACUGGAACGCGCGGGACGAGGAGGUCGCAGCGCUGUGCGAGGCUGAGGGCAUGUGCGAUGCCACGUGCGCUGGGAAGACCUGGGGCGUGAGGUGGAACAGGUUUUUCGCAGAUCAGCAGUGCAGCGGCCCCGGGUUCCGUUUUGACCGCGCGAUGUUCGGGGAGAAGUUGUUCGCCCGGGCGCAUGCGAUGGCGCGGGGGCCUGUCGCGUUCGAAGGCGCGCAGUUUUGCGCGUCCGACCAUUUCGGGCUGAUGGCGUACGUGGACGUGGCAGACGUCUUUGCGCUGCGAGGCAGGGAGCGCGCGGAGGCAGCCCGGGUGCGGCGCGGGGAGGCGCGUAGGGUCUGCGAGGUCGGCGGUGAGCGAGAGGCGCAGGAGGUCCGGGAUCGCCGGCAGGCUGCCAGGGAUCAGCAGGGGCUCGACAGGGAGAGGGCCGCGGAGAGGGACCGCGAGGCGUUUGCGAGGGGCCAGCAGAGGGCGGCUUGCGAGAGGGCACGCCGGAGGCAGGCGUUGCACGACGCGGCUUUCGGCAGGGAGUCGCUGUUCGAUCAGGACUUCGUCGUCGAGGUGGAGGGGCUGGGCGAGGGCGCCCAGAUCUCCGCGCCGUCUGCCAUUGUCGCGCCGGGCGCUGAGGAGUGGCAAAACGGUGGAUGGGGAGGGGUCGCCGGCGCACCCGCGGUGGGCAUGGGGAAUUUGGGGAACACGUGCUACGUCAACGGCGUGCUGCAGCUGCUCCUGCGGGCGCCGUCCGUGCACGAGGUCCUUUCGAGACAUGGGCGACACCAGUGCCCCAGGGCGUUGCUUGGAGAGGAUUGCGCCGCGUGCUUGUUGCGGGGGGCGCUGGGGCAAGUCAUGGCGGCGCCGCGCCGCGCAGGGGUGCGGAAGCCGAGGCUCGCGCAGGAGAGGGCGGCUGUGGACGAGCAGUACGGCGAUGAGCAGCAGUGGGACGCCGGCGAGUUCUUUGGGCACUGGUUCCACAGAGCUCGCCAGGUGGAGCUGGAUGCCGGUCGGCGCGCGCCGUGGGGCGAUGGAUGGCUCCAUGGGCAGGGCGGCUUCCAGGUUACGCACUGGGACCGCCUGUUCAGGAGUGUGACAGAGACGCGCUCGCGGUGCCGCGCGCGUGGUCUUUGCCGUGCCAGGUACGGGUCGGCCGAGAUGGCGCGCGCGGUCCCGCCCGAGGACAGGAGGGUGCCGUCGGCGACCUCCGAGCUGCAUCUGCGCGCGCGCGGGCCCGAGGUGCAGGAGGAAGCGGAUCGCCUCGAGCGCCCGAUGCGUGAGUCCCGGCAGAUGCACGUGCUGCAACGGCGGGCGCGCGAGCCGCCGACGGUGCUCUUCGCGCGGGUGAUCCGCCCCGCGGCGGCGGGGGGCCAGGGCGCAUUGCUGCGCCGGCGCGUGGACGUGGAGGAGGAGAUCCACCUGCCGGGGUUUCCGCGCAUGGUGCUGGCGGGG
Molecule: messenger RNA, 1527 nt
Organism: Prorocentrum cordatum
Lineage: Eukaryota; Dinophyceae; Prorocentrales; Prorocentraceae
Source: the annotation of a GenBank genome assembly